This is a messenger RNA of Drosophila subpulchrella, 4998 nucleotides long. RefSeq names its product multidrug resistance-associated protein 4 (gene Cftr). Bases 245 to 4459 code for a protein of 1404 amino acids. Gene Ontology annotation, cellular component: membrane. Lineage: Eukaryota; Metazoa; Arthropoda; Insecta; Diptera; Drosophilidae. Gene Ontology annotation, biological process: transmembrane transport. Gene Ontology annotation, molecular function: ATP hydrolysis activity; ABC-type transporter activity; ATP binding. The record is from RefSeq and is a predicted model, not a curated record. The transcript is spliced from 8 exons.
UUUUGAAAGAGACAAACGUGUGUGGCGCACCUGGGGUCGUUGGUUCCUUGGUUCGUUGGAGUGUGCGUGUAUGUGAGUCGGCGUCCUGCACUGGUAUUCGUACUAUUUCUGCACGUGCUGCUCGGUCGCGACCAUUUCGAGUGGUACAAUAAUAGACAACAGUGGUGGGAACCAAUUAACGCUCCGGUAGCGCCUGUAGACGUAGAAUUAGAUCUUGACGGGAGCUAUCUAUCCAUAUGAUAGAAUGGAUAGUAGCGCCAAACCCAAGCGCAAAAACCCGCGCCAAGAUGCCAAUAUUAUAUCACAAUUAAUAUUUGCCUGGGCGAUUCCAUUAUUGUAUCGGGGAUCCCGUAGAGGCCUUAAUACAGAUGACCUGACGGAAUGUCUCAAGAAUGAUCGAUCUGAACAGCUGGGCGACCGCUUAGAGGAUCAAUGGUUUAAGGAACUGGAACGAUCCCAUCGGAAGAAACAGAAGCCUCACCUCAGAAAUGCUCUGUUUCGCUGCUUUCUAUGGCCUACGAUCAUAAAUGGCCUCAUUUGCUUAAUCUACAUAGUGAUCAAGACCUUGAUUCCAGCUGUUCUGGCGCAGUUGUUGAUUCAGUUUCAAAGAGCCAAUGUUGCGGAAGUUGGGGUUGUCGAAGUCAAAGAUUUGUCAAUAUCGGAUUCCCUGAAUCGCACUGCUCGCUCGAUAGGAAGAUAUGUGAUGAGUCAGGCUGUCGCCGAUGCUAGCGGAUCAGCAGGAGAUGUCUACUCCCCUAAUUCCUUGGAUAAGGGAGAUCCCCUUAAGGAGCCCAUUCAACCUGCAACAGAGGAAAUAGACCACAAUGCAACGAUUGUGCGAAGUAUACUGGAUCAGACUACUGACUACAUGUGGAAUGAUACAUAUAGCUUGGGUGCCCUUCUGGUGACCUCGACGCUUUUCUGCUGCUUCCUGCUGCACCACGUCGAUCUUCGCCAGCGCCUGAUGGGAGCUCGGAUGCGAAUUGCCUGCUGUUCGCUAAUCUACCGGAAAACCCUUCGCCUCUCGAUGAAAACGGCUGGCCAGACACCGGCUGGUUACCUAAUCAACCUGCUCUCGAAUGACGUGAAUCGCCUGGACUAUGGUUUUAUUUUCAUGCACUGGAUCUGGAUAAUGCCGCUGCAGGCGAUGCUCACGUGCUACCUGAUUUGGCUGAACAUUGGCAUACCGGCGAUUGUGGGAGUAGUGGGAUUGCUACUGAAAACGAUACCCGUGCAAACGGCCUUGAGCAAGGUAACCUCGGUGCUGCGCAUGAGGAUUGCGGAGCGGACGGACGCGAGGGUGGGCAUCAUGAAUGAGCUGGUGCAGGGCAUUCAGGUGAUCAAGAUGUACGCCUGGGAGAAACCCUUUCAGGCGGUGGUGGCCGAAGCUCGGCGCCGCGAAAUCAAACAGAUUCGCUAUGCAUCCUACCUGCGAGGCUUCUACCUCAGCACCAUGGUGUUCACGGAGCGAUCCACGCUGUAUAUCACCCUGGCAGCGGCUGCUCUAAUGGGACAGACCAUUACCGCCGAUUUUGUGUUCUCCGCAGCCAGUUACUAUAACAUCCUGCAACUGGUGGCCGCCAUUUGGUAUCCUCUUGCUGUAAGCUUUGGAGCAGAGGCCCUGGUCUCUUUGCGUCGGAUUCAGGAUUUCCUUUUGCUCGAGGGACGUGAGGAGCGGACGCAGGGAUUAACCCACAAGCAAGAUCAGGAUGGCGGAGACUCAAGAGCUGUAACCAUCAAGGAUAUCAAUGCCAGUUGGGAUAUUGAGAAGCCCCAGAAGACUCUGCAAAGCAUUAAUCUCCAGAUUGAGAAGGGGCAAUUGUGUGCGGUGAUUGGACCCGUGGGUGCUGGAAAGAGUUCCAUCCUCCAGUUGCUCCUGGGUGAACUACCGGUCAUCGAUGGUGGAGUAGUGAUCCAGGGAGACCUUUCCUAUGCAGCCCAGGAACCUUGGCUUUUUACGGGGUCCGUUCGAAAUAACAUUCUGUUUGGCGAGGAGUAUGAGAGGAAACGCUACCAGGAGGUAACCCGAUGCUGUGCCCUCGCCACGGAUUUCCAACAGCUGCCAAAUGGAGACAAAACUGUGGUCGGGGAGCGAGGAGCAUCCCUGUCUGGAGGUCAAAGAGCCCGCAUUAGCUUGGCUCGAGCUGUUUACAAGCAGGCGCAAAUUUAUCUGAUGGAUGAUCCGCUAAGUGCCGUGGAUGCCCACGUGGGCAAGCAUCUGUUCGAUGAGGUGAUUGGACCCAGAGGCCGCCUGGCUCAGCUGAAGGCCACUCGCAUACUGGUGACCCAUCAGGUGCACUUCCUCUCCGAGGCCGAUAUCAUUGUGAUUGUGGAUCAGGGCAGGAUUUUGAGGCAGGGCACCUACCAGGAGUUGGUCAACAGUGAUCUGGAUUUCGCAAAGCUGCUCGAGCGACCCAAGGAGGAGGAUGAGGCGGAAAACAGUCACCAGCAAUCAUCCACGCUAAGUGCAUAUUCAGUAGAAAGCGACGACGAGGACAUACCCUUUAUCGAUGGCGAAAAAGAUGGGUAUCAGCAGUUGAGAAAGCAGAGUAACUCGGUUCAUGGCAGCAAAUCGUUGGAUAGUGCGCAGCUGGAUGAAGAAGUGGAUGAGGAUGCUCUGGCCGAGGCCCAAGCCUCGGGUGGCAUAUCACCCCGCGUUUGGUACGAGUACUUCCAUGCGGGCAGCACUCUCCUGAGCUUCAGCUUCAUGGUGUUCGUGAUGAUCAUGUCCCAGGUGGUGUGCAGUAGUUCGGAUUACUUUGCCAACAUCUGGACACAGCAGGAGCACCAGCGAUCACAGGGAGAGGCCACCAGCUUCACCACCUUCGAGUGCAUGUACAUCUACGGAGGUCUGAUCAUUGCUGUGGUGAUCAUGUCCACUUUCCGCGGAUUUCUGUUCUUCAAGAUCUGUAUGCAUGCCUCUAAAGUGCUGCACGAUCGCAUGUUCGCCUGCAUCCUGCACGCUACCAUGAGAUUCUUUGACACCACUCCCUCGGGCAGGAUUCUGAAUCGUUUCUCCAAGGAUAUGGGCGCCAUCGAUGAGUUGCUUCCACGGGCCAUGAUGGACUUUAUCCAGAUUGCCCUGGUUAUGUUUGGUAUUCUGAUUGUGAUUAGUAUCCUGAAUCCCGUUCUGGUGGCUGCCAUGCUGGUGGUGGCCGUUGUGGAUAUACUCAUCUUGAAGUUGUACCUGCGACCGUCUCAGGAUCUCAAGCGAUUGGAGGGCAUCUGCCGUAGUCCUGUUUUCUCCCAUCUGAGUGCAUCCCUCUCCGGUUUGGCCAUCAUUCGAUCCCGCCAGUUGCAGGAAGUGGUGGCCAAGGAGUUUGAUUUGCUGCAGGAUGUGCACAGCAGCGUGUGGCAACUGACCAUGGCGGUGAAUACGGCUUUGGGCUUGUGGCUGGAUUGUGUCAGCUGUGUCUUCCUCACCGCAGUUACCUUCAGUUUCAUCAUCUCCAGUGAAUCAACAUACAGUGGCAACGUGGGUUUGGCCAUUGCCCAGGCCAUGAUCUUGACCGGAAUGGUGCAGUAUGGAGUGCGCCAGGUGGCAGAGUCCUUGCAGCAGAUGACCAGCGUGGAGCGUGUUCUGCAAUACACCGAACUGGAACAGGAGCCGGCGCAGAGCGAGAAGACUCCACCGUUGCUGUGGCCAACUCGUGGACAGGUGGAGUUCCGCAACAUGAGCUGUCGCUACGAUCCCAAUGGAUCGCCGAUACUAAAGAACCUUAAUCUCGUCAUCGAGGCGGGCUGGAAGGUGGGCAUUGUUGGACGUACAGGAGCCGGAAAGUCAUCGCUGAUAGGAGCUCUGUUCCGGCUGGCACACAUCGAGGGAGAGAUACUCAUCGAUGGAAUAGAGACAGGAUCGAUUUCAUUGGAGAUCCUUCGCACCCGCAUCUCGAUUAUUCCCCAAGAUCCCGUACUGUUUUCGGCCACCAUCCGCUACAACCUGGAUCCCUUCGAGCGGUACACGGAUGCCGAGCUAUGGGGCGCUUUGGAGGAUGUGGAGCUGCGGGGUGCUAUUCCCGGCCUGGAUUACAUGGUCACGGAGAGGGGCAGCAACUUCAGCGUGGGCCAGCGGCAGUUGCUCUGCCUGGCGAGAGCCAUUCUGCGAAACAACAAGGUUCUGGUGCUCGACGAGGCCACGGCCAAUGUAGAUCCACAAACCGACGCCCUAAUCCAGCGCACCAUCCGCAUCAAGUUCAAGCAAUGCACGGUGCUCACCGUGGCCCACCGACUCCACACAGUUAUGGAUUCGGAUCGGAUUAUCGUGAUGGAUGCUGGCGUGGCAGUGGAAUUUGAUGUACCGUAUCUGCUGUUGAAGAAGUCACAAGGACAUCUCCGGCAAAUGGUGGAGGCCACGGGCGGAGAGGCGGAAGCCCUGAAAAAGACGGCCAGUGACAGUCACAAGAGGAUGCAGAGGGAGCGGGACGAGAGAGAUCGCGAGGAAGACGAAGGACGGGAGUGAGAAGCGGUAACACAUCGAUGCGUCCAUCGGAAAUCGCAUUUACCCAAAUCUGGUGCUUUUAAUGUCUCAAGGUUGCAGCUGUUGGGCUCCCUGAUGAAACAGAGCAUUGUCCAAAAUGAAAGCCGAACCAAAAUGAUUUUCCUUUACACACACACAUCACAUACACACUUUUUAUGUUUUCAAUGGUUCAUGUACUUAGUCUUGUUAAGUUUGUAAACGAAAAGUCUAGAUGUGCUGCCUUAUACGUAUUGUACUUAGAUGUAAUCUCCACACCAGGGACUGCAAUGUUAAAUGUAUGAAAACUUUAUUGUAGAUUGCCAGUGAAAAGUACGCCAACUCAUAACAUGACAAAUCCUGAAAACAUCAGUGGUUUACUCUUUACUUAACCACAUAUUAGUUAGAUCAUCCAAUAUAUACUGUAUAUAUAUUCUGUACAUUACUGCAAGUGAUUGUGCAUAGUACUGAGCCAAAGUACUUCAAAACACUAGAUAGAUACUAAAUAAAUAUUUGCCGAGUUUAUUAAAAUAUAAAAAAUUUCA